Messenger RNA from Belonocnema kinseyi, 856 nucleotides. Its product is annotated as myosin regulatory light chain 2-like. The coding region runs from base 135 to 731 and encodes 198 amino acids. Gene Ontology annotation, molecular function: calcium ion binding; myosin heavy chain binding. NCBI's taxonomy places the organism in Eukaryota, Metazoa, Arthropoda, Insecta, Hymenoptera, Cynipidae. Gene Ontology annotation, cellular component: cytoplasm; myosin II complex. The transcript is spliced from 5 exons. The record is from RefSeq and is a predicted model, not a curated record. Gene Ontology annotation, biological process: post-embryonic development; locomotion.
GUCUAUAUAAGUCUUGGCAAGUUGUUGGAAAUGCCUUUGGCGAUAGAGUUUUUCCUGACGCUCCAGCAUUCGCGUCUGAGCCUCAUUGAGCGUCGCAUCGCUCCUAAUUUUCUCCCCAGUUAUUAAAUCAAAAAAUGGCGGACAAGGAAAAGAAGAAGAAGCCCAAGAAGAAGGAAGAGGCGGAAGCCGAACCGGAAGUCAAAUCACCAGGCGACUCAAACCGCGCCAGCAGUCGAGGAAGCAAACGCGCGAAACGAUCUGGUUCCAAUGUUUUCAGCAUGUUCACUCAAAAACAAGUCGCUGAAUUCAAAGAGGGAUUUUCUCUAAUGGACCAUGACAAAGAUGGUAUCAUUGGCAAAAGUGAUCUGCGCUUCACCUUCGACCAGGUUGGCAAAAUUUCCAGUGAAAAGGAGUUGGACGAGAUGCUCGGUGAAGCUUCAGGCCCUCUCAAUUUCACCCAACUGUUGAACCUUUUCGGUACCAGAAUGUCAGCCUCAGGAGGUGCCGAUGAUGACGAUGUUGUUGUCAAGGCUUUUAAAAGCUUUGACGAUGGAACGGGCAAAAUCAACGGUGACAAAUUGAGAAAAGCAUUGAUGACUUUUGGAGACAAAUUUUCUUCAAAGGAAGUCAACGACGCCUACGACCUCAUGUACAUAGACGAUAAGGGAAGGAUUGACACCGAAAGUCUUAUUGGCAUGAUCCUUGGAACCGGAGAAGACGAAGAAGAAUAAACACGCAAACCAGUCCGCCAGGAUACAAUUUUUUAUUCAUCUUUUAUUUUUCUCAGUUUAAAUACAAUUAUAUUUAAUAAAAAUUAAGUACAAUUAUAAUUAAAUUGAUCCAAUGUAAAAUUACA